Molecule: messenger RNA, 1912 nt
Organism: Exophiala viscosa
Lineage: Eukaryota; Fungi; Ascomycota; Eurotiomycetes; Chaetothyriales; Herpotrichiellaceae
Product: cystathionine gamma-lyase
Exons: 1
Coding region: 412-1725 (437 amino acids)
Biological process (GO): transsulfuration
Cellular component (GO): cytoplasm
Molecular function (GO): pyridoxal phosphate binding; carbon-sulfur lyase activity
Source: RefSeq, a predicted model, not a curated record
UCAGCUUCAGGCACGGAUGAGCCUAGUGACACCUAAGACCCUCAUAUAGCGGCCCGGAUUGCGCUUCUUUUGAUGUGUGGCGAAGGGCGUGCGGGGAGCUUGGAUACGAUUUGCUUUGGGACGCAAAUGUCACUGGCCCCAGGCGUCGAGCACCGAUGGAUCGCUAAGCACGUCAUCUGUGUUGACUCUUUGAUGGCCAUACAAUAAAACAAAAAUCCUUCCUGAUUGUGCAAUAAGCAAGUUGCUUAUACACCUCGGCCGUACUUUCAUCAUUAUAUUGCUCGAGUCUGCCCUGCUAUCCUUUACUCCUGUCCGACUUCGGUAUCUCUAAGGAUACCCUCAGCAGUUCUCAAAGCCCGCGCGUUUCCCUUGGUUCCACCGACCCAAUAGACUGGAUACCACUCGAGCACAAUGACAGGCCCUGUAUCACCUCGCCCCCUGCGGCCACACGAACGUAUCUUGACCAACGAAGACGGCGGCAUCGACACACCUGCCCGUGCUCCAUCUCCUGUUCACCAAUUCGGUACCCUCGCUGUCCACGCAGGAGCGCCUCACGACCCCUCCACUGGCGCCGUUAUCGAAUCUAUCUCCCUAUCUACCACUUUUGCUCAGAAUGCAGUAGGCAAGCCGGUCGGUGCCUACGAGUACAGUCGCAGCGCGAACCCAAAUCGUGACAACUUUGAAGAAGCAGUGGCCGCCCUUGAACAUGCCAGAUGGGCACUUGCUUUUGCCUCGGGCUCAGCAACGACUGCCACAAUCCUACAGUCCCUGGCGGCGGGCUCACAUGUGAUAUCGGUAUCAGACGUCUAUGGCGGAACACAUCGAUAUUUCACGAAAGUUGCGCUUGCACACGGAGUUGAGGUCACAUUCUCACCCUCGAUCGAGUUGGACGUAGAGGAAUUGAUCAGAGAACAAACAAAACUCAUCUGGAUCGAAAGCCCUUCGAAUCCUACGCUGAGUCUGGUCGACAUUAGAAAUGUGGCUACGGUCGCUCAUAAACACGGUAUCCUGGUCGUUGUGGACAACACCUUCCUAUCACCAUAUGUGCAGAACCCUCUGGACCACGGUGCCGAUAUCGUUGUUCACUCGGUCACGAAGUACAUCAACGGCCACUCUGACGUGGUCAUGGGUGUUGCAGCAUUCAACUCCGAAGAACUCAAGGAACGUCUGACAUUCCUUCAAAACGCCAUCGGCGCCAUUCCUUCUCCAUUCGACUGCUGGCUUGCUCACCGAGGUCUCAAGACCCUCCAUCUUCGAGCCCGCGAAUCGAGCAAGAAUGCCAUGGCUGUUGCCACGGCCCUUGAGGCAUCUCCGAACGUCAUCGCUGUGAACUAUCCAGGCCUCGACUCUCACAGACAACGGGCUGUUGCCAUCAAACAGCACCGUGACGGGUUGGGCGGUGGUAUGCUCAGCUUCAGACUCAAAGGCGGUCAUGCUGCGGCUGAGCGCUUCUGCCAGCAAACCAAGAUCUUUACCCUGGCUGAGAGUCUAGGAGGCGUCGAGAGUCUUUGCGAAGUCCCAAGUGCGAUGACACACGCGGGCAUUCCCAAGGAUCAACGUGAGGCUAUUGGUGUCUUUGACGACCUUGUCAGAUUGAGUUGCGGUGUUGAAGAUGCCGAAGACCUUACAAAGGAUGUUCUGCAAGCACUUGAGAAGGCUGUUGUUGGGCCGAAAAUAUCGAACGGUGUCAACGGAGCAAUUAGCAAUCCCAUUUCGAGGAGAUGAAGGAAUCCAGUGAUCGAGCACUUUUCACCAGCAGGCUCUAGACGCCCCCGUUGGUAGAGGCCCUCACCUACAUCUCUGGCAACUUCACCAUCUACCUCUCAACGCAAUCGGGCUUUGCAAUUGUGCAGGCAGCGCCACGAAUACUUACGUUCUUUGGGCAGGCUGAGCGAUGCUCCGAAGUACGGCA